Messenger RNA from Nerophis lumbriciformis (worm pipefish), 1356 nucleotides. NCBI's taxonomy places the organism in Eukaryota, Metazoa, Chordata, Actinopteri, Syngnathiformes, Syngnathidae. The record is from RefSeq and is a predicted model, not a curated record.
AUGGCUACAGAGUUUCUGAUGGAGCUGCUUCCUUCGGACCCGCUGCUGCACAUAUUGUCUUUCCUUGACUUCAGAGAUUUGAUCCACAUCAGUUCCACUAACAGGAGGCUGAAUGAGUUGUCCAAACACAAUCCGCUGUGGAGGUCGCUGUGCUUCAAACACUGGCUGAUCAAAGAUGAGGAGCGGCUGCAGAGUGGGCGGUCCUGGUAUGAGCUCUUCAAGAAGUACUACGCUGACCUGGGCCGUUACAUCCAGCACUAUUCGGUUUUAAAACGAGCAUGGGAACAGCUAACCAAUUUCCUGCGGCAGAGUUGUCCGCGCAUGAUUGCAUCGCUGAAAGAAGGGGCCACAGAGGCAGAGCUGAGCAACAUUGAGGCUCAGAUUGGAUGUCGCCUUCCGGACGACUAUCGUUGCUCAUACCGCAUCCACAAUGGCCAGAUGCUGGUGAUCCCCGGGCUGAUGGGCAGUAUGUCGCUGUCAAAUCACUACCGCUCGGAAGUGCUGCUCGACGUGGAGACGGCGGCAGGAGGUUUCCAGCUGAGAAAAGGGAUGAGACGUUGCCUCCCGCUUACCUUCUGCUUCCACACGGGCCUCAGCCAAUACAUGGCCCUGGAACACACCGAAGGGCGACGCAUGUUUGAGAGCUUCUACCCCUGCCCCGAUCAGACAGCCCAGGAUCCCUCUGCCGUAGACAUGUUCAUCACAGGUUCUUCCUUUUUAGAGUGGUUCACCACCUACGUCAACAACGUGGUUACAGGAGAGUACCCGAUCAUCCGAGACCAGAUAUUCAGGUACGUGCACGAUAAAAGCUGUGUGACGACCACCGGGGACAUCACCGUAUCCGUUUCUACCUCCUUCCUGCCCGAGCUAUCUUCAGUUCACCCGCCACACUUUUUCUUCACUUACCGUAUCAGAAUCGAGAUGUCGAACAGCGCACCACCCGAGGUGGCCUGCCAACUUGACAGCCGCUACUGGAAAAUCACCACUUCUGACGGCAACGUGGAGGAGGUGCAAGGGCCAGGCGUGGUUGGAGAGUUUCCAGUCAUGACGCCAGGAAAAGUCCACGAGUAUGCCAGCUGCACGACCUUCUCUACACCAUCAGAGUACAUGGAAGGACACUACACCUUCCACAGACUUGACAACAAGGAAGUGUUCAAUGUAGCAAUUCCCCGCUUCCAGAUGGUGUGUCCGCCAUUCAGAGAGCCCAUUUUGCGGACGGAGUCCAGCGAUUACACGUCAGGCUUCAACGAUGGCGACGACAGCGAUUGCGGCAACGGCGAUGAAGACGACUACAACAGUCUGAGGGGAAUCAACAUGGCCGCCUUGGAAGGAGCGUGGUGCCACCGGCACAUCUGA